Messenger RNA from Acaulospora colombiana, 804 nucleotides. Lineage: Eukaryota; Fungi; Glomeromycota; Glomeromycetes; Diversisporales; Acaulosporaceae. The record is from the annotation of a GenBank genome assembly.
AUGACUCGAAUAUUUCUUAGUGUCAGAUCUAGGAUGGAAAACGAAGGUGGGAUAAGUUUCACGGAGUUUUCAUAUCAAUUACUACAAGCUUAUGACUUUUGGCAUUUGUAUAAUUAUUUUGACUGUCGAGUUCAGUUAGGAGGAAGUGAUCAAUGGGGAAAUAUUACCACCGGCAUUGAUUUGAUUCACAAAAAGAGGAUCUUUAACAUCACCGGGAUAAACAGAUCUGAAACUACCAACAAUACGGAUCAUAAGAAGGAAGAAGAUGCGUUUGGAAUUACCACGCCUCUACUCCUAACUUCAUCAGGCGAGAAGUUUGGCAAGUCUGCAGGAAAUGCAGUUUGGCUAGACGACAAAAUGACAAGCGCGUAUGAAUUCUACCAAGAAUCCCCCGAAAAAUAUUAUGCCCAAGAAAAGUUGGCGUCCGAGAUGACAGAAAUGGUUCAUGGCUUGGCAGGUCUCCAAAGGGCCAGAGUUGCCACUGAUAUUAUCUUUGGCAUACCUAUUAGAAAUAUGCGAAGUCGAGAUGUAACUGAAGCUUUUUCGAAUGACCCUCAACAUCUGAUAUCGCUCAACCGCAAAGAAAUUCUCGAUUGCACGAUUGAUCGUGUUGCUGUCGUUGCCGGAGCGUGCAAAUCACGUAGUGAAGCAAACAAAUUGAUCAAAUCAGGCGGCCUCUAUUUGAACAAUGAGCGAAUUGGGGAUCCCCAAUAUAAAUUGGUGGAGGAAGAUUUGUUGGAAGGGAUGUUAUUCGUAUUCAGAACAGGUAAAAGUAAUUAUAGGCUAGUGAAGAUUAUCGAUUAG